Rhinopithecus roxellana (golden snub-nosed monkey) is the source of this 3626-nucleotide messenger RNA. RefSeq names its product leucine rich repeat, Ig-like and transmembrane domains 3 (gene LRIT3). The transcript has 4 exons. Bases 96 to 2132 code for a protein of 678 amino acids. Lineage: Eukaryota; Metazoa; Chordata; Mammalia; Primates; Cercopithecidae. Gene Ontology annotation, molecular function: protein binding. The record is from RefSeq and is a predicted model, not a curated record.
GUUACUAAAUGGCUGUUUGUAUUCCAGGCACACCAGUUUCUGAAUGCUUAGGAUUCGGUUUUUACCUUUUGUUUAAAUAACCUCUAAAAGGAGCAAUGCAUCUCUUUGCAUGUCUGUGCAUUGUCCUUAAUGUUUUGGAAGGAGUGGGCUGUUCAUGUCCUUCACAGUGCACCUGUGAUUAUCACGGCAGAAAUGACGGCUCAGGAUCAAGGUUGGUGCUAUGUAAUGACAUGGAUAUGAACGAGCUCCCUACGAACCUCCCCAUGGACACUGUGAAGCUUCGCAUAGAGAAGACUGUCAUCCGCAGAAUCUCGGCGGAGGCCUUCUAUUACCUGGUGGAGCUCCAGUAUCUCUGGGUGACUUACAAUUCUGUGGCCACCAUUGACCCCAGCAGCUUUUACAACCUGAAGCAACUGCAUGAGUUGCGCUUGGAUGGGAAUUCCCUGGCUGCUUUCCCUUGGGCAUCUCUGCUGGACAUGCCCCUUCUGAGGACCCUGGACUUGCACAAUAACAAAAUAACCAGUGUGCCAAAUGAGGCAUGCAGGUAUCUGAAGAACCUUGCCUACUUGGAUUUAUCAAGCAACAGACUCACCACGUUGCCACCAGAUUUCCUGGAGAGCUGGUCUCAUUUAGUUACAACACCUUCUGGAGGCCUGGACCUUUCCCCAAGCAGGAUUAUUCUUGGUCUACAGGACAAUCCUUGGCUCUGUGACUGUCGUAUUUCCAAAAUGAUCGAGUUGUCAAAGGUUGUUGACCCUGCUAUAGUGCUUCUGGAUCCACUGAUGACUUGCAGUGAACCUGAACGCCUCACAGGAAUUUUGUUUCAGCGGGCUGAAUUGGAGCAUUGUCUGAAACCAUCAGUGAUGACCUCAGCCACCAAAAUCAUGUCUGCUCUCGGCAGUAAUGUUCUACUGCGGUGUGAUGCCACUGGCUUCCCCACCCCACAGCUCACAUGGACCAGAUCUGACAGCUCGCUAGUUAAUUAUACAGUAAUACAAGAAUCUCCAGAGGAAGGAGUCAGAUGGUCCAUAAUGAGCUUGACAGGCAUUUCUUCCAAAGACGCUGGGGAUUAUAAGUGUAAGGCCAAAAAUCUGGCUGGGAUGUCAGAAGCUGUGGUUACUGUGACAGUGCUUGGCAUUACCACAACUCUGAUACCACCAGACACUUCUGAAAGAACUGGAGAUCAUCCUGAGUGGGAUGCCCAGCCGGGAUCUGGAAGAUCUACAUCUGGAUCUAGCACAUCAUCAUAUCCUUGGUCCUCUUCCUUCUCCCCCACAUCUUCUUUUUCUGCUUCUACUUUGUCUCCUCCCUCUACUGCUUCCUUCUCUUUAUCUCCUUUCUUCUCCUCCACUGUUUCUUCAAUCACAACUCUGAGCACAAGCAUCUCAGCCACCACUAUGGCUGAUAAGCAAUCAUUCCAGCUCCACCCAGAUGGGAAAAGAAAUUUAAAGGCAGCAAAGAGUGGAAGUAAGCUUCCUCCAGCCAGCACAAGAAAGAAAGAAGAGCUGGCAUUGUUGGAUCAAACAAUGCUUACGGAGACAAAUGCCACAAUAGAAAACCUCAGGGUGGUCAGCGAGACUAAAGAGAGUGUGACAUUGAUGUGGAAUAUGAUCAACACCACACAUAACUCUGCAGUGACUGUGCUGUAUUCCAAGUGUGGUGGGAAGGACCUGCUGCUGUUGAAUGCAGACUCCAGCAAGAACCAAGUAACCAUAGAUGGCUUGGAACCUGGUGGGCAAUACAUGGCCUGUGUCUGUCCAAGAGGAGUGCCUCCCCAGAAAGACCAAUGCAUCACCUUUUCUACCGAAAGAGUAGAAGAAGAUGAUUCUCAAUGGUCUCUCCUUCUCGUGGUGACCAGUACUGCCUGUGUUGUUGUCUUACUAUUGAUUUGUUUCUUGUUGUACAAAGUUUGCCAACUGCAAUGUAAGUCAGAACCUUUUUGGGAAGAUGAUUUGGCAAAAGAGACUUAUAUCCAAUUUGAGACUCUGUUUCCCAGGUCUCAAAGUGUAGGUGAGCUCUGGACAGGAAGGCACAGGGAUGAGUCAGAAAAAUUGCUGCUUUGUUCGAGGUCAAGUGUGGAAUCUCAGGUGACUUUUAAAAGUGAAAGUUCCAGACCAGAGCAUUAUUGCUAAGGUUCUGCAGCUCAGGUGCAUGUGAGCUACAACAUUAGCAUCUAAGGGUAUAAUUGACCCUAGGUUUGGAUGAUUUUUGGACAGACUUUCACAUUGUGUGUGAAAAUCACAAAUGGAAUGCUUUUAAGUGUGUUUAAAAAAUAGCAUGAGACCUCUGAACUGAAAAGACAAAUAACGUUGAUUUUUUUUCUUGUGUGGAAAAGGUCUACAGAAAUAAUUUUUAGAGUGUUGCUUAAUAAAUUAUUAAUACUUUUUAGGGUAAUGUUUUAGUUCUUAAAAAUAAGUUCAUGUGAAAGUAGCAAAUUAACUCUGUAUUUAAAAAUACAGUUUUUUGAGUAACGAGGAAACAUUAGCAAAACCAGCUAAGCCUUGAUGUUUAUUCAUGUUCGAAGUGCAUUAUGGCAUUUUCUGUGGACGUUUCCUGACAUUGCCUAAUGGAGAGUGUGGGAUCACAAAGGAUUUUUCGUUCACGAAGGUUAAAUCUAACUCAUGGGGGAGGGAGGGCUCUGUCUCUUCAUACCAUUAUACAUUGUAAUACUAUAGAGUUGUGUUCAUAUUGCAUGUAAGAAAAAUUUUUGCUUUUCUUUAGAAAUAUAGGUAUUAGUAAAAGUAAGUAUACAAAGAGGAUUAUGACAAAUAGACCAUUUCUUUAAAAAUGGUAACUGUUGCAUUGAAACACAUCUGCUGACAGAUAAUAUGGAUAUUUAAAAAUAACUUUAAAUCAGUCUUUUAAUAUUUUGCUAUUUGCUCUUAUUUUCUCCCUUCUUUCUUCCUUCCUGGUCUUCCCUCCCUUUCCUUCCUCCAUUCCUUCUUUCUUCUGCUUUGUCAGAAGAUAUACAAGUAGCCAAAGGAUCACGAGCCAAGCAGUUUGUCUUCUGCCAUAUUAUCUUUUGAUUCUGUUGAUAAAGAAAAAGCUUUUGAAAUGACUUACUGCCCUUUGAAAGUCUGUUUUAGAACCCCAAAGGAUAUUUGAGGAUUUUGAAAGCGAAGCCUCAGUAGAUUCAUUUGGUUAGACUCUUUUCCUAGGUUAAAAACAUCGGGGAACUUAAAUACAUAGGAAAGGAGUUCAUAAAUAAAAUUUAGCUUUUUUAGAAAGGGAAUAUUUUAAUAACUGUAGUGUACUAUAAGAGACAUCUUGUGGCUUUAAGAUUAGUGAUAGUGAUAAGACCCACUCAAGCAUCUCACAGGGCUGAUAUUACAUGUAACUUAGCAGGAUGCAACCUGGCCCAGGGAUUUCUAGGAGACAAGGCCACCUCAGCACAGAUGCAACUUUCAUAAAUCUUAGAACAAAGCCUACCCUUACUAGAUUAAACCUGCUCUAUGAAAGAAACACUUGGUAAUUGACCCAGACUGAAUACAUGUAUAAGAAAUGGGAAAGAUCUCCCAAACUCUGAGAAUGGUCCUCAAAUAGAAGCCCUCCUAGUCAGUUGGUCAUCUGACCUCUGACUAUAUCCGGCCCAUGACACCAGCCAGCUCCUGCUUUCCUUGUAAGAG